Molecule: messenger RNA, 2396 nt
Organism: Nylanderia fulva
Lineage: Eukaryota; Metazoa; Arthropoda; Insecta; Hymenoptera; Formicidae
Gene: Mys45A
Product: SDA1 domain containing protein Mys45A
Biological process (GO): ribosomal large subunit export from nucleus; ribosomal large subunit biogenesis
Cellular component (GO): nucleolus
Source: RefSeq, a predicted model, not a curated record
GCCAUUUUAAUUAUACAUACCCUGCACGUGAAAGCGAACGCAUGCUUGAUGAAUUUAUACGAAACGGACUAAUGAGAGAAUAGUGUAAAUUUUUAAGAACAAUUUAAAUAAAGAUCUAUUAAUCUAUAUUAAAUCGUUUAUAUAAAAUUAUGCUUUAAAGAUGGUAAGACAUAACAAUCAAUUACCGGAUAAUCUUCCGCAACUACAGAAUCUUAUCAAACGUGAUCCAGAGUCUUAUAAAGAAGAGUUUCUUCAACAAUAUCUGCAUUAUAAAUCUACUGUAGAAGUCUUCCGUUUGGAACCCACACAAUUUAACAAAAAUCUUGAUGAAUUGGUAACUUUCUUGGCUCAGGUAGCCCAUUGUUAUCCAGACGAUCUAAAAACAUAUCCUCAAGAAAUUGUUGAUAUAUUACAAACUCAUAAUAUCAUAUUAGACAAUGAAAUGCGUAUGACAUUUUGUAAAGCGUUGAUUCAGCUACGCAACAAAUCACUUUUAGAACCCACUGCACUACUCAGUUUAUUUUUUGAACUCUUAAAAUGUCAAGACAAAGCUUUAAGACAAUUUCUCAAAAUGCAUAUAGUCACAGAUGUGAAAAAUGUCAAUGCAAAACAUAAAAAUGCUAAAGUUAACACAGCGUUACAAAAUUUUAUGUUUUCAAUGUUAAAAGAUCCUAAUGCCAAAGCUGUGAAAAUGUCUGUAGACAUUAUGAUAGAAUUAUAUAACAAAAAUGUUUGGAAUGACAUCAAGACUGUUAAUGUUAUAGCAACAGGUUGCUUUUCUAAAAUAACAAAAGUAGCAGUUGCUAGUUUGAAAUUUUUUUUGGGAACUGAUCCAGAAGAGAAAGGUAGUGAUGAUAGUGAUUCAGAUGAUGAGCCAAAUAUGAAGGAAAUUAUGAUGGCUAAUAAAGUAAAUAAAAAAACAAAAAAACGACAGAAGCAGUUACAGAAAGCUAAACAAUUAUAUGUAAAAGCAAAAAAGAAGAAAUCUAAGGCACCUCAAUAUAAUUUUUCGGCAUUACAUUUAAUUCACGAUCCUCAGGAUUUUGCUGAAAAGUUGUUCAAGCAGAUAGAAAAGAAAAAUGACAGAUUUGAAGUUAAGCUUAUGACUUUAGACGUUAUCUCUAGACUCAUUGGCUUGCAUAAUUUAUUUCUCUUGAAUUUUUAUCCAUAUAUACAAAGAUUUCUUCAACCUCAUCAACGAGAGGUGACCAAACUCUUACAGUUUAUAGCACAAGCUUCCCAUGAAUUGGUACCACCUGAUGUGUUGGAACCUGUUUUACAAACUUUAGUGAAUAAUUUUAUAACAGAACGAAAUUCUGCGGACGUGAUGGCUAUAGGCUUAAACACUGUGCGCGAAAUAUGUACACGAUGUCCAUUGGCCAUGAAUGAGGCUCUACUUGAAGAUUUGGUACGAUACAAACAGUAUAAGGAACGUUCCGUUAUGAUGGCAGCACGUUCUUUAAUUGGAAUAUUCAGACGUAUAAUGCCUGAUUUAUUGCGUAAAAAAGAUAGAGGCCGUCCUACAGAAGCCAAUGUUAUGAUAAAAUCUUCAAAAUAUGGCCAAAUUCAGGCAAGUGAGUUCAUAGCAGGAGCAGAAGUUUUGUCUGAUCAACAUACUGAGAGUGACACUGAAGAAACUGAUAGUGAUACAGAAGAUGAUGACGAAUGGAUUGAUAUAAGCCAAAGUGAGGAAGAAAUCAGCGACGAUGAGUCGACAGCAAAGGAUAUAAAUGAAACAGUAAAAUCUUCCAUUGACGAAAAUGACGAUGAUAAGAAUUCAUCCUGUAGCGAGAACAACAGUACAAAGAAUAUCUGUGAAACAAAUAGCAAGGAACGAGAAAUGGACGAAGUUCCACAAAAGAAAAUUAAUUUAAAGAAACAAUUGAAGAAGGCACAGAAAUUAGAAAUGAAGGAAAAACACAAGUCAGAACGAAAUGAAGAAUUAACAGCCGAAAGGAAAACGAAAGCGUCUUUGAUUUCUACUGAUCGAUUGCUCACAGAUAAAGAUUUUAGAAAAAUUGAUAUCGCAUUAGCAAAGCAAGAAGUAACAUAUGCUAAACGCGGCUCUAAAAGGACACACGAUCAAAUUGAGACCAAUCAAGAUGGAGAAUUGGUAAAACUGAGUGAUAUUGAAAAUAUAUAUAAAAAACGCAAGCAUGACAAGGCUGCUCGGCAGAAAUCUGUGAAAAAGGGGCAAGAACAAAGAGAUAAGUUUGGUUUUAAAGAUCGACGACAAAAUGCAAUGUGCAGUAGAACAAAUCGCGAAAAAAAAGGAAAAGCAUUCUUAAUGCUGAAACAUAAAUUAAAAGGGAAAGUAAAACGAUCUUUUAGAGAGAAACAGAUAGCUCUAAAAAAUCAUCUGUUAAAACAAAGAAAAAUGAAAUAAUUAAUACACA